AUGCUGAAAAUUUUUCCAACUUGCUCAACUGAGAUUCAAAUCGUGGACUUCCAAAUGGAAUUAGAAUGGGAAUGGUUGAGCUCUGAUCCCCAAUCUUAUACGUCACCAACAUCGGGUUCAGUAUCUCCAGCAGUAUCUACUCCGACACCCCCGCCGCCACCGCCACCACCAUUGACACAACAAGAGGAUAAUUCUUUAGACACAGAUCUAUUGGUUGAAGAAUCAUAA
Parnassius apollo (apollo) is the source of this 228-nucleotide messenger RNA. The record is from the annotation of a GenBank genome assembly. NCBI's taxonomy places the organism in Eukaryota, Metazoa, Arthropoda, Insecta, Lepidoptera, Papilionidae.